This is a messenger RNA of Guillardia theta CCMP2712, 1386 nucleotides long. RefSeq lists its product as hypothetical. The coding region runs from base 1 to 1386 and encodes 461 amino acids. The record is from RefSeq and is a predicted model, not a curated record. Lineage: Eukaryota; Cryptophyceae; Pyrenomonadales; Geminigeraceae. The transcript has 16 exons.
AUGAAGACCAUCUCUAGUGGAGGAGAGUUUCAGCAAGUCCCGUACUCUGACGGGCUGGUUUACAACACGAGGACGAAGAAGACUACACAUGAGAUAGUCAUCUCUGGAGAUAUGACAUGGUCCGACACUUUAAAUGUGUUACAUGAAUCGUAUGGAAGGCCGACGGUCUUCGAAUAUCAGAACCAGUUCUACAAGAUGGAGCGGGUAGACGACGAGGACAAGUUCCUCAAGUUUUGCAUCCUGCUGGAAAACUCAGCUCUGCAUAACAAGGAGCCUUCAAGGGAAGUUUUCGUGAGGUUCUGGGACAAGAAGCCGGCGACGGUUCAAUCUCCAUCGGAUCAGAUGAAGAAUGUCUGGUUGUCUUCAUCUCAAACUCUGUCUCAUCAGUGCUCGCAACAGUCCAUGUCUGGACCAGUUGAUACUGGCGAGCCCUGGAGCUCUGGCCUCUUUUCAUGCUCCGGAGGUUUUCUAGACUUGCUACAAGCUUGUUUCUGCCCUUGUCUGCCGUACGCCGCCAUCUCGGCAAGCCUCGGUCAGAGCUAUCGGUCGAGCUGUUUGUGCCGCGUGUUCGGUUCCAGUCCGAUGACCCUCUUGUUGAGACAGAAAUUCCGACGAACACACCAGAUGCAACGACAUCUGAAGGAGAAAGGGUCGGAUGACACCAACGGCAAGGAAGAUGAGGAGAGCGCUAGCCAUGCCUGGGAGGCUCCGCUUUGUUGCGAUAUUCGGGAUAGCCAAUCGUGCAUUAGAUGUUUGUUCGUGUGGUUGACAGCCUGCUUUUGUAGCCCUUGUGUGUUCGGUAGGGUGCGAAAUAUCAUGUUGCAAGGCGAUGAGAAGAAGAUCAAUCGAACCAGUUGUCUCCUGUACUUCUGCUGCAUGUGUUCGCCGAUGCUCUAUGGGAUGAUUGGAGGUGCGUCAAGGACUCAGCUUCGUCUCGAUCGUUCGCUCUCGGGCUCUCCUUGCUCCGAUUGCCUGCUCCACACCUUCUGCUCCUCCUGUGCUCUCUAUCAAGAGGCUGUGACCGUUGGCAUCUGGCCGAAGCGAGCGACUUCAAAGAAACCCAAGGGGCAGAAGAGCAGGAAGAAGGACAAAGCAGAGGAGGGCGAAGAGGAGCAGGAGCAGGAGCAGGAGGAGGUGCAGGAGAAAGGAGAGAAGAAACAAGAGGACAAAGAAGAGAAGAAGGAAGAUGGAGGCGAGAAGGGGCAAGGGAAAGAAGAGCAGAAAGGAGAGGAUGGAAAGGAGGAGGACAAGGAUGGAAAUGUCGACCGAGACGCCGAAGGAGGAGAAGCAGGAGGGGUUGGCGACGACUCGGAUCGACAGGAAGGGGAAGAAGCAAAGAAGAAGGCGGAGCAGGCGCCGAUAGAUCCUGAUAACAUCGCAGUGUGA